UGCGCCUCCAGACGGAAGCGUUGCUGCCAUUGGCCCAGCAGCCGCUGUCACCUGCACCGAGCCCAGGGCCGGAGCUCAAAGUCCGUUGCCCGAGGCCAGCGAGCUGGCGCGGGCAGCACAGGUGGUUCACGCCAUCGGCCCUGCAAGAUGCCGCUUGGACUGCGCGGGAAGAAGAAGUCGGCCAAGUUCAAGGAGACGGCGCGGCUGGUGGAGGGCGAGAGGUCGAGCGUCCACGAGGAGGUCCCCAGGCCCCCAGCUCCGGCACGCAAGCUGGUGUUCCACGCACAAUUGGCACACGGCAGCGCCACGGGCCGAGUGGAGGAGUUCUCCAGCAUCCAGGAGCUCUACGCCAAGAUCGCCGGCGUGUUUGAGAUCGCGCCGUCCGAGAUCUUAUUUUGUACUUUAAACACUCCCAGGAUUGACAUGGGGAAGCUCCUAGGAGGGCACUUGGGUCUUGAGGAUUUCAUAUUUGCCCACGUGAAGGGGAUCAAAAAGGAAGUAAACGUCUAUAAGUCAGAGGACUCGCUUGGACUCACCAUCACAGAUAACGGCGUCGGCUACGCUUUCAUCAAGAGAAUUAAAGAUGGCAGCACCAUUGACUCAGUCAAGACGAUCUGUGUGGGGGAUCAUAUUGAGUCCAUAAAUGGAGAAAAUAUUGUCGGGUGGCGUCACUAUGAAGUUGCUAAGAAGUUAAAGGAAUUGAAGAAAGAGGAGCUCUUUACUUUGCAGUUAAUAGAACCCAAGAAGGCAUUUGAAAUAGGACCACGGACCAAAGCUGGAAAGUCGUCGAUAGAAAAAAUUGGUACUGCAAGAGGGACUCUUCGUCUGAGAUCCAAGGGUCCUGCUACCGUGGAAGAGCUGCCCUCUGAAGCCAAAGCAAAGGCGAUCGAAAAGGUUGAUGAUCUCCUCGAACUGUACAUGGGAAUUCGAGAUAUCGACUUGGCUACGACCAUGUUUGAAGCCGGAAAAGACAAAAGCAACCCCGACGAAUUUGCUGUGGCCCUUGAUGAGACUCUGGGAGACUUUGCCUUCCCUGACGAGUUUAUGUUUGACGUGUGGGGUGCCAUUGGCGAUGCAAAACAAGGAAGAUGAUGCUGUGGAUGAUCGUCCUGCAGAAAUGACCAGAGCACUUCCGGAGGCAGCCUUCUUGGGGACUCUUAGAUAACUUCAUGACCUCUACUUCAGCUCCAUGUGUAUGAGAUUCAGUCUAUGAAAUGUGAUUUGAUUUAUGGAUAAUGUUUAAUAUAGUUUCCUGUGCAAUAUGCUUAAAAUAAAUUGAAGUCUGAUCCAUUUUAAUAUUUGUUCCAAAGCUUCUAAAAGUGACUUUUGAAGGAGCGUUUCUACACAGGUGGACUUGACCGUAUUGACAUGCCUUACUUCCCACAUUACAUAGUUUCUUACAACAGCUUUGUGGGUAUCUUUUCCUUCAAUAUCUUUAAAAAAAUUGUGUAUUUAUCGUUGCUAUAUGUGCUUGGUUAUGGGUGUACCAUGUGCAUGCAUUGUUGAGGAGACACAGGAGGGUGCCUGUAACUGUCUAUCACUCUCCGGCUGGACUUAUACUCACUUGUGAGCUUUCUGAGGGUGCUGGAAACUGAACCUGGGUGGUGGGUGGUCUGCCAGUGGUCUCUAGUGCUGAACCAUCUCUCCAGACGCCUUUCUUCAAAAUCUUAAUAGAUGGGAAUUAGGCUCAGAGUUCGGUCUACCUUGUAACAUCUUUAUUUUGUUAUGUUACAUUUAGAAGGUGAAAUACAGUGUCUGCCACAGUCCAGAAGCGUGGUCUUCAUCUUUAAAGGAGCAGGGAAGAGUUUGCUUUGGCUUACUGGUUCCUAGGACUCUCUUUGUAAAACAAAGGUUGAUUGUUCAAAUAAAAAAUAUAUAUAAUUACUCUUAA
Molecule: messenger RNA, 1891 nt
Organism: Microtus oregoni (creeping vole)
Lineage: Eukaryota; Metazoa; Chordata; Mammalia; Rodentia; Cricetidae
Gene: Gipc2
Product: GIPC PDZ domain containing family member 2
Exons: 6
Coding region: 148-1092 (314 amino acids)
Molecular function (GO): protein binding
Source: RefSeq, a predicted model, not a curated record